GCUGCGGGCUCGGUCGGACGCUCAGAGAAGCUGCGGCCCAACGCGCCUCCGGACCAGCAGCACCGCGCUCGGCGCACCCUGACCCGACAGGCCGGCCAUGCAGGAGCCGCUGCUGGGAGCCGAGGCCCCGGACUAUGACACCUUCCCCGAGAAGCCGCCCCCGUCGCCGGGAGAGAGGACGCGGGUCGGGGCCACACAGAACAAGAGGGUGUUCCUGGCCACCUUCGCCGCCGUGCUGGGCAAUUUCAGCUUUGGAUAUGGCCUGGUGUACACGUCCCCCGUCAUCCCAGCCCUGGAGCACUCCUUGGAUCCGGACCUGAGUCUGACCAAAACCCAGGCAUCCUGGUUUGGGUCCGUGUUCACCUUGGGCGCGGCAGCUGGGGGCCUCAGUGCCAUGGUCCUCAAUGACCUCCUGGGCCGGAAGCUCAGCAUCAUGUUCUCGGCUGUACCCUCAGCAGCCGGCUAUGCGCUCAUGGCGGGUGCCCGUGGCCUCUGGAUGCUGCUGCUGGGGAGGACACUGACAGGCUUCGCCGGGGGGCUCACCGCCGCCUGCAUCCCGGUGUACGUGUCUGAGAUCGCUACCCCAGGCGUCCGUGGGGCCCUGGGGGCCACGCCUCAGCUCAUGGCAGUGUUCGGAUCACUGUCCCUCUACGCCCUUGGCCUCCUGCUGCCCUGGCGCUGGCUGGCAGUGGCCGGGGAGGGGCCCGUGCUCGUCAUGAUCCUGCUGCUCAGCUUCAUGCCCAACUCGCCUCGCUUCCUGCUCUCACGGGGCCGGGACUCGGAGGCCAUGCGGGCGCUGGCCUGGCUGCGAGGGGCUGACACCGACAUCCGCUGGGAGUUCGAGCAGAUCCAGGACAACGUCCGGAGACAGAGCAGCCGCAUGUCGUGGGCUGAGGCCCGGGACCCCCAUAUGUACCGACCCAUCCUCAUCGCCCUGCUGAUGCGCUUCCUGCAGCAGCUGACCGGCAUCACGCCCAUCCUCGUCUACCUGCAGUCCAUCUUCGACAGCACGGCUGUCCUGCUGCCCCCGAAGGAUGAUGCAGCCAUCGUAGGGGCCGUGAGGCUCCUGUCUGUGCUCAUCGCUGCCCUCACCAUGGACCUGGCGGGCCGCAAGAUUCUGCUCUUCGUCUCAGCACCCGGCACAGGACCUGGCAUGCACCAACUGCUGCAGAAAGCAGCCAUCAUGUUUGCUGCCAACCUGACACUGGGGCUAUACGUCCACUUUGGUCCGAAGCAUCUGACCCCCAACAGCACCAUGAGCCUGGAGGGUAUGCCCCUGGGGGGCACAGAGCAACCCCUGGCGACACCCACCAGCUACAUCACCCUGGUACCCCUGCUGGCCACCAUGCUCUUCAUCAUGGGCUAUGCCAUGGGCUGGGGGCCCAUCACCUGGCUCCUCAUGUCGGAGAUCCUGCCCCUGCGGGCCCGCGGCGUGGCCUCGGGGCUCUGUGUGCUCGUCAGCUGGCUCACGGCCUUCGCCCUCACCAAGUCCUUCCUGCUGGUGGUGAACGCCUUCGGCCUCCAGGUGCCUUUCUUCUUCUUUGCUGCCAUCUGCUUGGUGAACCUGCUGUUCACUGGCUGCUGCGUGCCCGAGACCAAGGGCCGGUCACUGGAGCAGAUCGAGUCCUUCUUCCGCACCGGGAGGAGGUCCUUCCUGCGCUAAGUCAAGGUCCCUGCCUAGGAGGGGCCAAACCACUGGGUGGCCAGGCCUCUGUGUUGUCCACAAACCUGCACCCCAAGUCCAGAAAGCAGCAGCAACCUGCCAUCAGCCAGAGCACAGGAGGACCGGCCAGAAGCGCAACAACCCCCCAGAGUGCGUGUCCUGGCUCUGGGCAGGCAACACCCAACCAGCCUGGGCCCCAACUCAGGCAGCCCACAGAGCUGCACACUCACUGGCCAAGAGCUGCUGAUGGAGGAGGCAGCUGUGGGCCACAGGGGAGCACACUGCCCAGGGCCUGGAGACAGGGCCCUGUAGGGUGACAUAGGGCCCAUUUCCUUACUCCUGAGCAGAGGACACCCCCCACAGAGGGCUGUGAUGAGGACACAGACACAGGGCUGGAGGUGGCCGAGUGGCUCCGCACAGGGACAUCGUCACAUCAUCCUGAUCACUCAGCCACCACUGAGCAUCUUGGCUACAGGGAAGAAGACAGAUCUGCACCUGGGAGGGCUUGUGGAGGCCACAGGGAACGGUGCGGACUCCCACAGGCUGGGGCACAGAACCCGACACAGAACUUCCGCCUGUACUCGCCAGUACAGUACCCUCAGGGGGGCUCUCGAGGGCUCGUGUCUGCAAACCAUGUUCACUCUAUUUGUAAAAAUAAAGAAAUCGGGCCUGCAGCCCUGGAGAGGAAGGAGCAGGCCUAUUCUA
Equus caballus (horse) is the source of this 2368-nucleotide messenger RNA. NCBI's taxonomy places the organism in Eukaryota, Metazoa, Chordata, Mammalia, Perissodactyla, Equidae. The record is from RefSeq and is a predicted model, not a curated record.